Paramuricea clavata is the source of this 1190-nucleotide messenger RNA. Lineage: Eukaryota; Metazoa; Cnidaria; Anthozoa; Malacalcyonacea; Plexauridae. The record is from the annotation of a GenBank genome assembly.
AGGAAAAAUACAAGGAGAACUUCGUUAGUAGUUAAAAGGAGAAGGAAAAAUACAAGGAGAAGUUAAUAGUACUUCCCGACGAAAGGCCUUGAAAUGUCGAAUUUCUCCUUGUAUUUUUCAGGCAGUUGCAUCCGUACCAACCGAAGUUUUUUGUUAAUUUUUGACUUUCAUUUAGCGAAGUAAUGUGCUAUUCUUACAAACUUUCUAUUGUUUUUAUAAAUGACUACGAACUUCGAACUAAAAAAAAUUCGAACUAGAAUAUGAAUGUUUUAAAAGCUAAUCAGCUUGAGAUUUUUUAAACGUGAUUGGCUGAUCAUAUUAUAAUUCAUUGUCAAAUGGUUUUGUUUGGAUUUCUUGACUACGCUGACACUUUACGCUUGAUGUUUUAGGUAUGGUUUCAAAAUAGACGUGCAAAGUGGCGCAAGCGAGAAAAAUCUCAAGGAUUGCGAGCUCAUGCUUCCAUGAGUAACUUGGGUUCUAAAGAAAUCAUAUCCCGCAAUACUACAUUGGAUAUGCCUACAGCAACCCCUGAGGACACCUUUCCUAAAUGGUUCAGAUUCUCACAUCAACCUAUACAUCCAGCAUUGACCAUUCCCUAUCCUGUUACCCCGAUUCUCCCUCAAUACCACCACACGCUAUAUUAUAACCAUCUGGACUACUUUACACCACCCUGUCCAUCCUCAUCACCACCUCAUAUAUCACCUUCUAUACCUAUACAACAAGACUGCCGCACUGAUAGUAUUGCUACACUGAGAAGACGAGCUCAGGAGCAAAAAUUAUAGAUUAUUCAUUUAUAUUGGUGGGUUUCAGUAAGCGCAAACGGUGGUCAAUUCAGAAAUGUUGACACACAAAAUUAAAUUGCAUGCAUUUCUCAAUUCUAUACUUUUUGCUUCAACACAAACUAGAGAUAAUUUCUGACUCUGUUAAUCGCAGGUUAGCCACCAUAGUGCUUACUAAAACUCACCCACUGGUGGACAAACUUUAAUGACUUUAAACGUUGUAUAUAGAAAUGAAAUAGAAAUUUAACUAAAUUAAGUAAAGGGGGAUAUUCUUCAUGCACUUGUAUUAUAAAUCAACUACUAAGUCUAAGGAAUGAAAUUCGUUUCAUAAAUAGGGCGUGAUAAAAUAAAUUAUGUUACUUUGUAAUUAUUCAGUUGUUUGUGAAGAGUCUUCUUUUCAUGUAGUCAUUG